UUGGUUGAAUAUCGGCACGGGUUUCAUUUAUCUAAGACGUGCUGUAAACGUUGUUGGAGCUAGCGUUGCUACAAACUGAAAAUGAGUGUUCGUAAGCAGACACCCAGUGACUUCCUGAAGCAGAUCAUUGGAAGGCCAGUGGUGGUGAAACUCAAUUCUGGAGUAGAUUACAGAGGUGUUCUGGCUUGCCUGGAUGGCUACAUGAACAUUGCUGUGGAGCAGACGGAGGAGUACGUCAACGGCCAGUUGAAGAAUAAGUAUGGAGAUGCAUUUCUCAGAGGAAACAAUGUGUUAUACAUCAGCACCCAGAAGAGGAAAAUGUGACGUGUUGAUUAAAGUGCCAGUUGUGCUGUUUUAGUUUUCUACUUUUAGUUAAAUGCUAAUACAUUUGUGGCUUUUUUUGGGUUGUUUUUGUAAAUGAAAGUGUUGCUCUUGAAAUGAGAUGCAAUAAAUCCUAAUUUUUCAAACUUA
Trichomycterus rosablanca is the source of this 471-nucleotide messenger RNA. It is a transcript of the gene lsm6, whose product is annotated as LSM6 homolog, U6 small nuclear RNA and mRNA degradation associated. Gene Ontology annotation, molecular function: RNA binding. The record is from RefSeq and is a predicted model, not a curated record. Gene Ontology annotation, cellular component: U4/U6 x U5 tri-snRNP complex; P-body; U6 snRNP. The transcript is spliced from 4 exons. Bases 82 to 324 code for a protein of 80 amino acids. Gene Ontology annotation, biological process: maturation of SSU-rRNA; mRNA splicing, via spliceosome. NCBI's taxonomy places the organism in Eukaryota, Metazoa, Chordata, Actinopteri, Siluriformes, Trichomycteridae.